Messenger RNA from Menidia menidia (Atlantic silverside), 2127 nucleotides. The record is from the annotation of a GenBank genome assembly. Lineage: Eukaryota; Metazoa; Chordata; Actinopteri; Atheriniformes; Atherinopsidae.
AUGAAGGACGCGUCAUUUGUGGAUUGUCUCUUUGUGGGCCUCAUGGCCUCUUUUGUUGUGGCCACUGAGGUGAGGCCUGACUGCCCAAAGCUCUGCAUAUGUGAAAUCAGACCCUGGUUUUCUCCCAAUUCAGUGUACAUGGAGGUCCAGACGGUCGACUGUAAUGAUUUGGGACUGUUCAGCCUUCCAGAAAGAUUACCAUUGGGCACACAAGUGCUAUUACUUCAAACAAACAAUGUUGCCAAGAUUGACAAACCUUUGGAUUACCUGGCCAAUAUCACAGAAAUAGAUAUUUCGCAAAACAACUUGUCAUCCAUCAGCGACAUCCAUCUGGGCAAUCUUUCUCAGCUGGUAUCCCUUCAUAUGGAGGAGAACUGGAUGCGCGAGCUGCCUGAAAGGUGUCUGUCGGACGUGCCCAACCUCCAGGAGCUCUACAUGAAUCACAACCUCAUCUCGUUCAUUUCCUCACAGGCUUUCCACGGCCUGAGCAACCUGGUGCGGCUCCACCUCAACUCCAACAAGCUGACGGUUAUCAAGAGAGAGUGGUUUGAACCCAUGCCAAACCUGGAGAUCCUCAUGAUUGGCGAAAAUCCAGUUCUGUCCAUCGAUAACAUGAACUUUAAGCCUCUCAGAAACCUCCGCAGUCUUGUUCUGACCAGAAUGAACCUGUCUCAACUGCCGGAUAACGCGCUGGCUGGCCUCGACAACUUGGAGAGCAUCUCUUUUUAUGAUAAUAUUUUCUCUGAGGUGCCUCAUGCCGCCCUAAGAAUUUCUAAAAGUCUUAAGUUUUUGGAUCUUAACAAAAACCCGAUUUCCAGGAUACAGAGAGGGGACUUUGUGGAUAUGCUUCACCUGAAGGAACUGGGAAUAAAUAGCAUGCCAGAACUAGUGUCCAUUGACAGCUUUGCCCUCAACAAUCUUCCCGAGCUGACCAAAAUUGAAGCUACCAACAAUCCUAAACUCUCCUACAUCCACCCUAAUGCGUUUUACAAGCUCCCCCGGUUGGAGACCCUCAUGCUGAACGGCAACGCUCUGAGCGCCCUCCAUAGGAUUACCGUGGAAUCUCUGCCGAAUCUCAGAGAGGUCAGCAUGCACAGCAACCCCAUCCGCUGCGACUGCGUCGUUCGCUGGAUGAACAUGAACAAAACCAACAUUCGCUUCAUGGAGCCCGAUUCGCUGUACUGCGUAGAGCCCCCGGAGUACGAGGGCCAGCACGUCCGGCAGGUGCACUUCAGGGAGAUGAUGGAGAUUUGUCUGCCUCUGAUAUCACCGGAAAGCAUGCCUAACCACAUUAAAGCGCAGAACGGGAGCUCUGUUUCACUGCACUGUCGGGCCUUUGCCGAACCGGAGCCCGACAUCUACUGGAUCACCCCGUCUGGCACCAGGGUCUUGCCCAACACGGUGUCCGACAAGUUCUACAUGCACCCAGAGGGAACCUUCGACAUCUACGACAUCACGGAAAAGGAAGCUGGCGUCUACACGUGCGUGGCCCAUAACCUGGUUGGAGCGGAUCUUAAAACAGUCUCAGUGGAGGUGGACGGAUAUUUUCCCCAGCCGACGAAUAAGUCUCUGAGAGUUACAGUCAAAUCGGUGGAGACGAAUUCCAUUCUGGUCUCCUGGAAGGCGGGCCCCGGCACCCUGGCGCCAAACAUUAAAUGGUACACCGUAUCAGACGCCAACCAUCCCACCACAGCAUCAACCACCAGGUUCCCCUCAGACGUCCGGGUUUACAACCUCACCCAUCUCAGCCCCGCCACUCAGUACAAAAUAUGUGUGGAUAUCCGCAGCAUCCACUACAACCAUGACACCAAAUGCGUCAAUGUCACCACUAAGGGAUUAGAGCUGGCAGCCAAGGACGCAGAAAAAUGGGAUGCAGCAGUAAUAACUGCCUUCGGAGUGCUCUUGGCUGUGAUUUCAGUGGCCUGUCUGUUUACUUAUGCGUCUCUGAGGAACCACCACACUUUUGGGGAUAUAAGGAAAUGCGACUCCAAGGCUUUGCUGACACCAGUGGAAGCCGCUGGCGUGCACGCUUCUCUCUUCACCAAGCUGUGGGUUUCGGGUAAGGGACUGCCGAACGGAGUGGAAGUCAAAGCCACAGUCAUAAACGUAUCUGACAAUGCUUUUUAA